Molecule: messenger RNA, 2301 nt
Organism: Acanthosepion pharaonis
Lineage: Eukaryota; Metazoa; Mollusca; Cephalopoda; Sepiida; Sepiidae
Source: the annotation of a GenBank genome assembly
AUGAUUUUGGAACAAGGCUUUAAGUUGGAGGCUUUUUCUUUGUGGUGGCAAAUCACAUCAUACGAAGCAGUGGUACUCAUCUCUCGUAUCGUAUCCAGUCUCUCCCGUCCUGGUGUGCACAAGGCUUACUCCCACUGGUUUCAAACGGAAAAGGAUAUUUUAAAAUUACGAGAAGAUCUAAGAAAAUGUCAGCAGGAAAAGGCAACACUAGAGAUUGAGCUUAAACAUGCAAGGAGCCAAAUAAAACUGGAAUUCCAAAAACGUACACAAGUAGAAAAUGACAGAAAUACUUUGGAAAAACUAAUUGAGAUGAUUCAAAGUUUGCUGAAUGAUAAAAACAAAUCAGUGUUGGAUGAGAAAGACAUGAAGAAAUUAGCAUUCCUGAAUUCUUACCAACGAUCAGAUGUUGGGAAGAGAAAGGCUACUGACAAUCACAUGCGAGAAUCCUCUGCUUCCUGCCUUUCAGACAUCAGUUAUGAUGUUACUGAUGAUGACCUUGAUGUUUCAGUCUCUAAGGAUUUCCAGACAGAAGGUACCCCACCUAAAAAGAAAAGAACUAGUCGUGAUGCUGACACUUCAAUAGUGACACGAACCAGUGUUCAUCUUGAUCCUGAAUCUGGAAAGCCCCAUGCAACAACUACAACACAGAUUAAUAUGCCCAAGCUGAACAAAAGUUUCAGUGAACCAUUGCUUGAUGUACAAUUCAAAAAGUCUGGGUGUGAUUCUGAUGAGGAAGAAGUAUGGACACUUCGUCCAGGACAAACACCCAGGUCCAGGAAAAGGAAUUCAAAGUCCUCACAUCAACGAACACAAUCAGAUUCUGAUUCUCCUUUUCUACGAAAAGCUAAUUCUGCUUCAUCUGGUCUGAACAAAAUUCAUAUCUUCAUGUCCAAAACUGUAAUAAAGCCUGAAUAUUGUCAGCCUUGUGGUGUCAAGAUCAAAUUUGGUAAAAUGGCAAUGCGUUGUAAAGAGUGCAAAAUUAUCUGUCAUCCAGAAUCUCAAUUUCUUUUUUUGCUUUCUCUGUUUUAUCUUUUUCUUUUUCCUUUCUCUAUUUUUUUUUUCGUUUCUUUUCUCUUUUUUUCUUUUUCUCUUUUUUUCUUUUUUUUUUUUUUUUUUUUUUUUCUUUUUUUCUUUUUUGUCUUUUUGUCUUUUUCUCUUUUUUGUCUUUUUCUCUUUUUUGUCUUUUUCUCUUUUUUGUCUUUUUCUUUUCUCUUUUUUGUCUUUUUCUUUUCUCUUUUUUGUCUUUUUCUUUUCUCUUUUUUGUCUUUUUCUUUUCUCUUUUUUGUCUUUUGUCUUUCUCUUUUUUGUCUUUUGUCUUUGUUUUCUUUUGUCUUUGUUUUCUUUUGUCUUUGUUUUCUUUUCUCUUUGUUUUCUUUUCUCUUUGUUUUCUUUUCUCUUUGUUUUCUUUUCUCUUUGUUUUCUUUUCUCUUUGUUUUCUUUUCUCUUUGUUUUCUUUUCUCUUGUUUUCUUUUUCUUUGUUUUCUUUUUCUUUGUUUUCUUUGUUUUCUUUUUUCUUUGUUUUCUUUUCUCUUUGUUUUCUUUUCUCUUUGUUUUCUUUUCUCUUUGUUUUCUUUUCUCUUUCUCUGUUUUUUCUGUUGCUUUCCUUUUUCUCACUUUCUUUUUGGGGAAAAUGCUGAACGCCAAGUAAAAGAACUAAAAGAAAAAUUUUGGAAAGGCAAAUCAACACCAAAUUUGAGCCUUGUUGAUGACAUCAAUGUUGUUUGUGCAUGUCUAAAAGACUUUUUAAGAAAUCUCAAAGAAUCCCUUAUCACUUACAGAUUGUGGCCAGAAUUUGUUAAGGCUGUUACUGAAAACAAAAAUACUAUUGACACUGCUUUGUAUGAAGCCAUCAGCAAAUUGCCUUCAGCCAACAGGGAUACUUUAGCCUUCCUCAUAAAGCACUUACAAUUAGUUGGCCACACUCCAGAGUGUCGAAUGCCAAUACAGAAUUUGGCUAAAGUGUUUGGCCCGACUAUUGUAGGAUUCUCUCACCCUGAACCUGAAGCCAAGGAUAUUUUACAUGAAACCAAACUCCAGUCAAUGGUGAUGGAACAGUUAUUGGUUCUACCAGCAAAUUAUUGGAAUAAUUACUUCCAACCAGAAAAUUUUCCAGAUGAAAAUAUUCCAACAUCGCCAGAAGAUAAACAAGUUCUGCACAGUAUGUUGGGUCCAGUUGGCAUAACCCCCACAGGUUCAUCAAGCAAAUUCAAUCAAGUAACACCUACACCCAAGUUUGUGCUUCGAAAUAGGGACAUCAACAAGCAAAGAAAAAACUUUUUUGAUUCCCCAACUCUCGAAUAA